UUGUUUAGCCUCGCCAGAGGGGGUCUUGACCCAGACGAUAAGACAUGUAAGACGUCUAGCUUAAGACGUUCACUCGUGGUGUGGGCCGGUGGUGUAUAGUUUGUUGUCGAUCAGGCAGUCAGUGUAAAACACAAUUUGUCCUUAGUCCCGUAAAAAGGCAGAUUGUUUGAUCGUCAAGUGUCGCAUCCCGACUACCGAGUUACUUGGUUAGGCCCCCCUACUUCUUCAGAUAUUUACCCGAAGUCUUGUGACUCGGAGGAGUUGAAGUCGACAUGUCAUUUUCUAGAGUGGUGAUUCUGCUGUGCGUUGUUGCGGUUGUGUUGGCCAGCAAACACAAAAGCAAGCAUCAGCAAAUGAAAGCCUCAAGGCAUGAGAUGAGAGGUGCGAAGAAGGCAUUGGAAUCACUGUCUUACACCAAAGAGGAACAGAUUUACAGUAUUGAUGGCUACAAGGAGGAACCGGAAGAAAGUAUCAAUGAUGUCACUGACAAGUGCAACACCUUGCCGUGCCCGCCUGGUGAAACCUGCUACAUUGACAGGGAUGGUGCGCCGUACUGCGACUGCGUCGAGUUCUGCAUUGAAGAAGACGGCGACCCAUUCAUUCAAGUCUGCAGCACUGGCAAUGUGACUUACCGCAGUCAGUGUGAGCUGUACAGGCUCCGGUGUGUCAAUCCUCGGGAGAUGGAUGCUGAACACUUGGACUAUUUUGGCCCCUGUAAAAUUAUGGAACAGUGCAACCCAGCUGAUCUAGCUACUUUCCCUCAGCGCAUGCGUACCUGGUUUUUGGAAGUCAUGAAGGAGCUGUCUGGUCUGACAGAGGAGCAAGGAGGCUUGGACGAAGAAGAACGCGAGUUUGAGAAACUGGCUGAAGCAGAGACUAAGCCAUGGCGACGCCCACUGCACUGGAAGUUUUUCAACAUGGACAUUGCGCCCAACGAUUUUCACCUAAGUGAGUCCGAGUUGAUGCCAAUGCGUGCCCAGCUUCUUCCCAUGGAACCUUGCACUGAUGCAUUCAUCGCAAGCUGCGAUACCAAUGACGAUGACUUGAUCUCUAUCGUUGAGUGGGGUACCUGCAUGGGACUGAAUGAGGAGGAGAUCCUGUACUAGACGAAGACGGACUUAGAGGGACGCUGAGUCAAGACUUUUCUACAUUUCUAUGCAACUCGUGAUAAUGGUGCUACCUUUUAAUCCGUCGAUAAGUGUGCCAACUGUAUAGAAUAGGAAUUUAAGUAGGAAGCAAGAACCAAAUUAUGUUGCUGAUGGUCAAAACAAAAUCCAGGCCUGUUAGAAAAAAAAUAAGAACGGUAAAAAUGAAUCACAAAGGGAAACUGACUUUUAAAAAAAAACUGACUUUUUUACUAUACAUGUAAAAGGCCAAUUGAAAAAAAAAUAACCAAUUUCUUGCCC
Molecule: messenger RNA, 1406 nt
Organism: Patiria miniata (bat star)
Lineage: Eukaryota; Metazoa; Echinodermata; Asteroidea; Valvatida; Asterinidae
Product: SPARC-like
Exons: 6
Coding region: 273-1106 (277 amino acids)
Biological process (GO): anatomical structure development
Molecular function (GO): collagen binding; protein binding; extracellular matrix binding
Source: RefSeq, a predicted model, not a curated record